This is a messenger RNA of Melitaea cinxia (Glanville fritillary), 1077 nucleotides long. Its product is annotated as putative fatty acyl-CoA reductase CG5065. Gene Ontology annotation, cellular component: peroxisome. Gene Ontology annotation, molecular function: alcohol-forming very long-chain fatty acyl-CoA reductase (NADP+) activity. The coding region runs from base 1 to 1077 and encodes 358 amino acids. Gene Ontology annotation, biological process: long-chain fatty-acyl-CoA metabolic process. The record is from RefSeq and is a predicted model, not a curated record. Lineage: Eukaryota; Metazoa; Arthropoda; Insecta; Lepidoptera; Nymphalidae. The transcript is spliced from 8 exons.
AUGGAUACAGGCAUCCUGUUUGUUCUGACAUACGGUGCCGAGACGUUAACACUGACGAAGGGCUUAGUUCACAGGCUCAAACUCGCUCAAAGGGCAAUGGAACGAGCUAUGCUUGGGGUCUCUCUCAAAGAUACGAUCACGAUGCACAAAACCGUUGCUGAUUUUUACGAGGGUCAAUCAAUAUUUAUUACCGGGGCUACAGGAUUUCUUGGAAAGGUUUUAUUACAGAAGUUGUUAUACAGCUGUCCAAAUUUAGAUAAAGUUUACAUCUUGGUUCGAGACAAAAAAGAUGUAAACAUACAAGAAAGACUUAGGAGUGUUUUAGAAAAUCCGUUGUUUUCCAAAUUACGAAAUGAAAGACCAGAGGCCUUUGAGAAGAUCGUACCAAUAAAGGGCGAUAUCACAGAGUCAAAAUUGGGAUUAUCAUCUGAGGAUGAAAUUUUCUUAGUAAAAAAGGUGUCAGUAGUUUUUCACUUGGGUUGCUCAGUAAAUUUCAAGGAAAAACUCGAUGUGGCCGUGAAUACUAACGUUGAGGGCACAGUCCGAAUACUCGAUCUUACUCAACGCAUGGAGAAAAUCAAGUGUUUUGUAUACGUGUCAACAGCAUUUUCAAAUUCAAACACGAAAGUUAUAGAGGAAGUGUUGUACCCAGAACCAAUUCCACUAGAAGAACUUCGAAAAUUGUUAAAGAUUGGAAUGACUGAAGAAGAAUUUCAGGAACUUUUAAGCAAAGGUGCUAUUCUUUUACUUGUAUUUAGUAAAGAGCAGACGAGGAAUAGACCAAAUACGUAUUUGUUCACGAAAGCGUUGGCAGAACAUGUGGUAGCCAAUUACCAUGGCAAUGUACCUUCCAUUAUAGUACGACCGUCCAUAGUUUCGUCUAUUAAAACGGAGCCUGUCGUUGGUUGGAUAGACAAUUGGUUCGGUGCAACAGGCCACAUAGCAACAGUGUUUUUAGGCUCGAGUCGUGUAAUCCUCACUCAACAUGAAAAUAAUUUGGAUUUAAUACCCGUUGACUAUGUUUCUAAUUUAAUCAUCGUUGCCGCAUCUAAAUUGAAAAGGUUUGAUUUUUUAUAA